AUGCUUUUUAAAAGGAACUUUCAUCUAAAGUGUAUACCUAUGGAUCCAAGUCUGUAGUUAUGUGAAUCUUGGUCUGUUGAAACUUACGAGGUCACCCUCUCCAAAAUCUCUAUAUCUCUCUCUCUCUCUCUCUCUCUCUCUCUCUCUCUCUCUCUGGUAUCCGUUUCAGUUUCUUCGUCACAAACCCUACCCGCCAUGGGCGAUUUUGGUCGGAUUUCAGUCCAUAACGCUCUCGGAGGUGGCCCAGUUGCUGAUAUAUUGCUAUGGAGGAAUUAUUACGGCGGAGGAGCGGUAUUAAUCGGUUCCACCAUCCUGUGGUUCCUAUUUGAAAAAGGAGGAUAUAACAUCAUCGCAUUCAUCGCCAAUAAUCUACUGCUUUUGGUUGUUAUACUCUUUCUCUGGGCUAAAUCUGCAUCCCUUCUCAACAGACCUCUCCCUCCAAUUCCCGAACUGGACAUUUCAGAAGAAACUGUUCUUAUUGCUGCUGAUGAGAUGCAAGUGUGGGUAAAUCAUAUCUUUUCACUCGCACAUGCAAUUGCAGUUGAUGGAAACUUGAAAGCAUUGAUGCUGGUUGUCUCUAGCUUAUGGCUGAUUUCUUAUAUUGGUAGCUUUUUUAACUUCCUUACAUUGAUCUAUAUAGGGGUACUUUUUAGUUUAUCAGUACCUUUCUUAUAUGAAAUGUUCCAGUCUCAAGUGGAUGGAAAGUUAAUUACAAAAGAAGAAUCAGUAGCCAAUAAGUACAUGUUAACAAGGUUUUUGCUAUGGCUUGUUGAGAUCAUGGUAGUUUUUGAGGGUGUGAAAGUUUGGUGAAUGCAAAGAGAGAGAUAAUCAUGGUUUUGUUUUUUUUGGUUGUUAAUGGAAGCCAUUUAUUAUAACACUAACAUAUAUAUGAUUUUGUUUUGGUUGAUUCUUCUAUUCGUGAUUUAUCAAACAUAAACACUAUAUUUUUCAUGAUUAUGCUUGCUUAAUUGUUUGUUCAUAAUUAUAAGUUUUAACGACAUUGUUGACUAACACUUUGUAAUUGCAUACUUGGA
Lactuca saligna is the source of this 1034-nucleotide messenger RNA. Lineage: Eukaryota; Viridiplantae; Streptophyta; Magnoliopsida; Asterales; Asteraceae. The record is from the annotation of a GenBank genome assembly.